Messenger RNA from Scophthalmus maximus (turbot), 2446 nucleotides. RefSeq names its product cell division cycle 73, Paf1/RNA polymerase II complex component, homolog (S. cerevisiae) (gene cdc73). Gene Ontology annotation, biological process: transcription elongation by RNA polymerase II; positive regulation of transcription elongation by RNA polymerase II. The record is from RefSeq and is a predicted model, not a curated record. The coding region runs from base 31 to 1623 and encodes 530 amino acids. The transcript has 17 exons. Gene Ontology annotation, molecular function: RNA polymerase II complex binding. Lineage: Eukaryota; Metazoa; Chordata; Actinopteri; Pleuronectiformes; Scophthalmidae. Gene Ontology annotation, cellular component: Cdc73/Paf1 complex.
CGCAAACACACUACAACAAGACAAGUGAAGAUGGCGGAUGUGUUGAGUGUUCUUCGUCAGUAUAAUAUCCAGAAAAAAGAAAUCGUCGCGAAGGGAGACGAAGUUAUAUUUGGAGAGUUCUCCUGGCCGAAAAAUGUCAAGACCAACUACAUAAUCUGGGGUACUGGUAAAGAGGGCCAGCCCAAAGAGUACUACACUUUGGACUCGAUCUUGUUCCUGCUCAACAAUGUCCAUCUCCCGCAUCCAUCCUACGUGCGAAGAGCUGCAACAGAGAACAUCCCUGUUGUCAGACGACCCGAUCGAAAGGGUUUGCUGUCGUAUCUCAAUGGCGACAGCUCCACAUCGACAAGUAUUGACAGAAGUGCACCCAUAGAAAUAGGGUUGCAACGACCGACGCAAGUCAAAAGAGCAGCAGAUGAGGUAUCUUCUGAAGCCAAAAAGCCAAGGGUUGAGGAUGAGGAACGAGUGCGUCUGGACAAGGAGCGUCUGGCUGCCCGUCUGGAGGGGCACAAAGAGGGCAUCGUGCAGACCGACCAGAUCAGAUCUCUGUCUGAGGCCAUGUCAGUGGAGAAAAUUGCAGCCAUCAAAGCCAAGAUUAUGGCCAAGAAACGUUCCACCAUCAAAACAGACCUGGAUGAUGACAUAACCCUGAAGCAGAGAAGCUUUGUGGAUGCAGAGGUGGAUGUCACCAGAGAUAUUGUCAGCAGAGAGAGAGUCUGGAGGACCAGGACAACCAUUCUCCAGAGCACUGGAAAGAACUUCUCCAAGAACAUAUUUGCCAUUCUUCAGUCGGUGAAAGCCAGAGAAGAAGGGCGAGCCCCAGAACAGAGACCAGCACAGAACACUACUCAAGUGGACCCGUCCUUAAGGAACAAGCAGCCCGUCCCCGCCGCCUACAACAGAUAUGAUCAGGAGCGAUUCAAAGGAAAAGAGGAAACGGAGGGUUUCAAGAUCGAUACUAUGGGUACUUACCACGGCAUGACCCUGAAGUCUGUGACGGAAGGAGCAUCUGCUCGGAAGGCCCAGACCCCAGCACUGCAGCCGGUCCCUCGUCCUGUUUCACAAGCCAGACCUCCACCAAAUCAGAAGAAAGGUUCCCGAACACCCAUCGUCAUCAUCCCUGCCGCCACCACCUCUCUCAUCACAAUGCUCAAUGCUAAGGAUCUUCUGCAGGAUCUAAAGUUUGUCACAUCGGAGGAGAAGAAGAAGGGAGGCAUCCAGCGCGACAACGAGGUUCUGCUCCAGAGGCGCAAAGACCAGAUCCAGCCGGGAGGCGCGACACUGAGUGUCACUGUGCCGUACCGCAUCAUCGACCAGCCACUCAAACUGGCCCCACAGGACUGGGAUCGAGUGGUGGCCGUGUUUGUGCAGGGACCUGCCUGGCAGUUUAAAGGCUGGCCGUGGCUGCUACCAGAUGGAUCCCCUGUUGACAUUUUUGCCAAAAUUCGAGCCUUUCAUCUGAAGUACGAUGAGGCCAAGACCGACCCCAACGUGCAGAAGUGGGACGUGACCGUGUUGGAGUUGAGUCACCACCGGCGUCAUCUGGACCGGCCCGUCUUCCUGCGUUUUUGGGAAACUCUCGACAGAUACAUGGUGAAGCACAAAUCUCACCUCAGGUUCUAAACCCAGUUCACAGCGUCCAUCCCCGAAAAGUCCCACAAAUGAAUUCUCCAACCUUCCAACUGUCAGAGGCUCUUUCAGAGGUUUCCCCUCUCGUCCAAGCUGCCAUCCCAUCUUCCAGUACGGUCCCCAGGUCAACAGGAGGAGUAGGAGGAGGGCAGUUUACCCGAUGCUCUUCCUCCUACACUUCCUCGAGGACGGUGCUGGUUUCGUUGCUCUGGACACUAGAGAUGAGAUUUAUGGGAUUUUUGUGUUUGUGUUGUAAUUGUUUUCUAAUGUAGUUAAACAAAAACACCAAAUUAUGUUUUAUAUAAAAAAGGCAACAUACUGUGGAAACAAUUUAAAAGAGAUGUUAAGCAACAUAAUGGGGGGGGGGGGUGAUGCAGAAUAUUGUGAAUUCAACUCAGACCUGUUUAGAUUGAGAGAAAUGUGAAAAUGUCUCUCGGUACAGCCACUGAGUUUGAGGAAAGACACUUCCUUCAUUAUCCUUUUUUUUUUUUUUUUCCAUUAUGGGUGUUUUUUUGUCUGAAUGUACAUAUAUGAUAAAAACCUGUCGGAGCCAAAACUGUUUGAGCAGCGAGGGUGAUGCAGGUAAGGGAUUUAAUUUUAGAAAGCUACUCUGCUCUGGCUCAAUAAAAAUAAUCUCAGUCAAGCAGCCAGCUCCUAGCUCAGUUUUUUGUUCAGCACAUCUCGUGUUCAUGCAAUGACCUUGUUCAAGUCUUCUUCUUUUUCUUCUUCGUUGGUGUUGUGCUAGAGGAGAGAAAUGAUGUGAGUAUUGCUUUAAGUCAUCACCUGAAAAUAGACAAUAAAGCCUCAGAGAAUCAAA